AUGCCGCCAAUGCCAUUUCACCUCGGAGCAGUCAUAAGCUUCGACACCUCGAGCGGGCAAACAGAAAAAGGCAUUGGAAAUGCCAUGACCAAGAGGCCUUACGACAGUAUAGCAGCCUCGCCGUAUGCAGCACCUCCUGGACGGCAAACCUCGCAUGAUGCAGACGGCGAUGGGAGUCACGAGGAUAGUGAAGAGUUGUCGCUGAAGAAGCCGCGGUCCUUCAUAGCCACCUUGGCCUGCGAUAUAUGCCGAUCCAGGAAGACACGAUGUGACGAAGACCGGCCAAAAUGUGGCUAUUGCCGGACGAUGAGCCUGGAGUGCACUUACCAGGUACCUCGAGCCACCAAAAAGGAUCAAUCGAUGACAGUGGCGAUCAAUGCGAUCCGCCGCCUUGAGGCCAAGAUCGAGGACUUGACGGCUGUGAUGAGCGCUUCGAAGGACGCUUCUGCAGCGCUUCUCCCGGCCUCAGUGCACCCCUUCGACCAUCGCUCACCCAUUUCGACAUUUUCGCAGCCAAGUCCGAGGAAUGACGCUCAGGGGCCCCUCCUACCACGCCAUGAUCGAAUGAGUGUCCAUGAGCUGGCAAUGUCACCACAAGCUGCCUCAACGCCAGGCAAAAGUCCAUUCGCGGGACCUGAGACGCAGACCAAAGUAGCACUUUCUUUCAGUCAGCAUCGAGUGGCCAUAUGGCCUGCUGUAAAGCAGGUGUUGCCACCAGAGUUUGUUUCAGCAUGCGCAGAACUAUCACAGGACUACGUCGCCGAGAUCGAGAGCCACCGAGCGCCCUUGCCAAUGCACAUCAACCGGCCAAUGGGCACACACCCGGAGUUGUGGCUCAUGGACCUGCCGCAAUCUGUCGUGAAGGGUAUUGCAGAUGCGUAUUUCGCUGUCUUCCAUCGUAACUCACCGGUCCUGGACAAGUUUCACUUCUAUUCAAGUACGCUGGGCUCAGCAGUGGAGACCGACUUUGGUUACGACAUCGAAUCGUGUUUGGUCCUGGUUGUACUCGCCUUGGGUUGUUUGGCAGUAAAAUCACACGAGGAAGGUGAUUUUGCCCUGCCAUCACGCUCUGGUGCACAGGGAGGCGGCUUUGUUCGCCCUGACUGGUAUGACCUAGUCUUGGACGACACACCGGGGUUGAAGUUUUUCAACGAGGCCCGGAAGCGUUUUGGGUUUCUCAUGACUCAGAACGGUCUUCAGGCAGGCCAGUACUACAUGCUGUCAACGCUGUACUACGCGCAGACACUACGGCCUAUGGACUCGUGGACGACUGUGAACCGAGCAGCACUGUGUUGCACGAGCAUUCUGACCCGAACGGAAGCUAUCCACUUCGACGAUUGGGAGGGUGACAUGUUCUCCCGACUUUUCUGGAAUACGCUCAUGUAUGAGACAGUCAUCACGCAGGAGCUAGACACGCUACCUCACAGCGGACUCCUUGCGUUUGAGCCUGAUAUCCCACUGCCAAAGUUCACACUCUGCCCGAGGCCUAAGACGUCUAUAUCUGGGCUGAUUAGGGAUGAAGAUGAAUCGUUGUUCAAUUUUCACUUUCUUGCGCAAGCGGCACAUCGCAUCAUUCUUACUCGCGUCAAACAGAACAUCUACUACUAUGCGGCAAAGGAAGCCUUUCCCAAUGCUAGUAUUACGGGUGAGAUGCAUCAUCAGCUCGAGCAAUGGCGAGCGAAUCUGCCACCUGCGUUGCAGUUUGCGGAUAGCGAAAGCGCCGACGACUCGCCCGAUCCUGCUCAUGUCAUUGCAAAGGCUAUGCUGCGCAGUCGCUACCUUGUUGCCAAGUUCCACAUCGGCCGUCCAUUUCUCUACAAGGCACUGCAUGCGCCUGAGUUCACCAACGAUGCCGAGUAUCGAGAGGUGCGAGAGGGCCUUCGAGGCGGUAUGUUUUGGCCAACGACAAUGGGACUCUGCACACAGAUGCUGUCCGCCCUGCCGAUCAAAUUCGGUUGGUGCUGCCAGUGCUUCGGACAGGUGCUGCUGUUCCACGCGGUUGCACGAUCGUCAGACGCGAAGCUGAGGGAGACGUUACCGGAAGGCUGGCAGGAUUGGGUGCACAUCAUGAUGGUGCUCAUCGAGAAGUGCGCGAGAGAAAGCCCAGGGAUUGCAAAGGAUUUUGAAUUGCUCAGCCUGUUGUGA
This is a messenger RNA of Ascochyta rabiei, 2145 nucleotides long. RefSeq lists its product as uncharacterized. The transcript has 2 exons. Bases 1 to 2145 code for a protein of 714 amino acids. Gene Ontology annotation, molecular function: zinc ion binding; DNA-binding transcription factor activity, RNA polymerase II-specific. Gene Ontology annotation, biological process: regulation of DNA-templated transcription. The record is from RefSeq and is a predicted model, not a curated record. Lineage: Eukaryota; Fungi; Ascomycota; Dothideomycetes; Pleosporales; Didymellaceae.